Moesziomyces antarcticus is the source of this 1552-nucleotide messenger RNA. RefSeq lists its product as uncharacterized. Gene Ontology annotation, cellular component: cytoplasm. Gene Ontology annotation, biological process: peptidyl-threonine phosphorylation; protein autophosphorylation; actin filament organization. The transcript has a single exon. The annotation marks the transcript as partial. The record is from RefSeq and is a predicted model, not a curated record. Lineage: Eukaryota; Fungi; Basidiomycota; Ustilaginomycetes; Ustilaginales; Ustilaginaceae. Gene Ontology annotation, molecular function: ATP binding; protein serine/threonine kinase activity.
AUGUACUCGCGGCCGGCACACGCAGGCUACGCACCACAUCCGCAGCAAAUGCAACAACAACAGCAGCAGCAGCAGCAGCAGCAGCAGCAGCAACAACAGCCCUACAAGGGCACCUUGGCGCCAGGCACCCGCGUCAAGGUGGGCAACAUCACCGUCACCGUCAAGCGCUACCUCUCCGAAGGCGGCUUUGCACACGUCUACCUCGUCACCACCGCACAGCCCAUCCCCAUGCCGUCGUCCGUCACCGGCGCCGUGGGCGCUUCCAUGGCAUCCAGCGCCGCUGCCGAGCGUGGCGAGACGGUGCAUGUGCUCAAACGCAUGGCGGUGCCAGACAAGGCUGCGCUCGCCGACGUGCGACGCGAGGUCGAGGUGCACAAGCUGCUGCGCAACCAGCCCAACAUCGUCCACUUUAUCGAGGCCUCGGCAACCGCGCUCCCCAGCGGCGGAUACGAGAUCUUCAUCCUCAUGGAGUACUGCUCCGGCGGCGGCAUCAUCAGCCUCAUGAACGCACGCCUCCGCGACCGCCUGCGCGAGCAAGAGGUGCUCAAGAUCUUUGGCGACGUCUGCGCAGGCCUCGCCGUCAUGCACCACCUCGACCCGCCGCUCAUGCACCGCGACCUCAAGGUGGAAAACAUCCUCAUGGCGCCCUCCACCGACCCAAGCACGGUCCCCGGCUCCCGAUCCACCUCGUCCAACCUCAAGGCCACCUUUAAGCUCUGCGACUUUGGCUCCGCCGCGCCCGUGCUCUCGCGCAGCCCCGCCAAGAGCAUCGACGAGGUCAAACGCGUAGAGGCCGACCUCAACAAGCACACCACCCUCCAGUACCGAGCGCCCGAGAUGGUCGACGUCUACCAGCGUCGCGUCAUCGACGAAAAGGCCGACAUCUGGGCGCUCGGCGUGCUCCUCUACAAGCUCUGCUACUACACCACCCCCUUUGAAGAGAACGGCGGAGGCCCACUCGCCAUCCUCAACGUACAGUACCGCAUCCCGCCCCAGCCCGUCUACUCGGAACGCCUCAAGGCGCUCAUCCACUCCAUGCUCAAGGAACACAGCACCGACCGUCCCACCAUCGACCAGGUCAUCGUCAACGUACACGCCAUCCUCGGCACCCGCCCUCCCUCUUCUGCGGUGCACUAUGCGACCGCAGCGGCGAGCGGCAAGAUUGCCGGGCCUUUGCCUGUGCUGGUCAGCAGCAGCAGCAAGGCGCUCGACUCGUCGACGCCCGCAUCCAAGACGGGCGUGAGCGGCGGCGUGGAUGCCAACCUCAUCUCCAUGGGUCCUACGCAGCAGGAGCUCGAGCGCGCCGAAGCACGCGAGCUCGAGCUGCAGAAGCAGAGCAUCACGCCCAUGCGACGCGGUCGUCCGCACAAGCCCACCGCUAGCACCGAUGCGGCGCCGAGCCAAAAGCCCGACGACGAUGUGGUCAAGAGCAAAUCGCCCGAGCCCAUCGCCAAGGACGCUGCGCCCAACGGCAGCGCAAAGUGGAGCGUCCCCGAGCCCAAGGCGCAGCCGCCCAAAGUCGGACCUCUGAUCGAGGGCUUUGGCGAUUCUU